This is a messenger RNA of Diprion similis, 2028 nucleotides long. RefSeq names its product esterase E4-like. NCBI's taxonomy places the organism in Eukaryota, Metazoa, Arthropoda, Insecta, Hymenoptera, Diprionidae. The transcript is spliced from 7 exons. The record is from RefSeq and is a predicted model, not a curated record. The coding region runs from base 171 to 1919 and encodes 582 amino acids.
AUGUUAUUUUGUUUGCGAGACGGUCGCUGGACAACUUGAAUAUCUUGUUUGACGAUUGGCAUGUCAAACUCGUUCGUGAUAGCCGAACGGUUCGAAGCCGUAAAAAUAUCGCACUUGUGAGAUUCGCUAGAGUCGAGUUUGUUCUCAUCGGACAUCAUCGCGUGACGACGAUGACUUCAAGUUCAGGGGCGGUGUGUCUUUGUUUCUCACUAUUGCUCAGCAUUUUUUUCUCGAUAAGUUACGGUUACUUCGAUGGAACUACUGAACCAGAAGUGACCAUUUCUGAAGGGACUCUGAGAGGAAAAAUAGCGACCACCAGUCACGGCCGAAAGGUGGCGGCGUUUCUGGGAAUUCCUUAUGCACAACCACCGAUAGGAAAUAAGAGAUUCGCCGACCCCGUGCCGGCGGGUGGUUGGGAAGGAAUUCGAAACGCUACUGCCGAUGGCAACAGGUGUCCCCAACCAAAUAUGGCAGACCUUAUUACUGUCAUCGGGGACGAAGACUGUCUGCACCUGAACGUGUUUACACCGCAGAUACGCGACGGUAGGAACUCGUCGUUACUCCCAGUAAUGGUAUACGUUUUCGGUGGGAGGUUUACGUUUGGGUCUGCCAACUCAACGGCAUAUAGCCCGAUAUACCUUUUGAACCAGGAUGUAGUUCUCGUCACCUUCAGCUAUCGAUUGGGUGCUCUGGGGUUCUUGAGCACUGGCGACAAAGUGGCUUCCGGAAACUGGGGCCUGAAGGACCAGGUUCUUGCGCUCAAGUGGGUGCAGCGUAACAUCAGACACUUUUACGGUGACCCUGAUCGAGUCACCAUAUUCGGCCACAGCUCAGGGAGCGCAUGCGUUCAUCUCCUGACGCUUUCGAAAUUGACAAUCGGGCUCUUCCAUAAGUUCAUCAUGCAAAGCGGAUCUGGCCUUUCGCCUUGGGCCUACAGACCCAGGGCUGCCUACGCAAAGCGUGCAUACGAACUCGGCAAUUACGUUGGCUGCUAUAAUGACACUUCGGAUGCCCUUAUCACCUGUUUGCGGAAAAAAAACUUCAGAGAUAUUCUAGGAGUGUUUACACGGUUUUACGUGUGGCAUUACGAACCAUUUACUACAUGGGCUUGUACUGACGAGCCAGACAUCGAGGGAGCAUUUUUAACCAACAGCCCUGCAAAUAUACUGAGAGCUGGUCAGAUUCGUGAUUUACCCUGUAUCAUAGGAGUUGUUGGCAAUGAAGCUAUAGGGAGCACUGCAGACUUGUAUGAAAAUGAGGAAUUAUUUGAGGAGUUUGUGGAAAACUUUGAUUACUUGCUGCCGAUUCUAAUGUACUGGUCGUAUCUGCCGGACUCUGGAGCCGCGUGGGCCAAGGCCGCCAAGUCGUACUAUUUCAAUGACAUUGAAAAAAUGAAUAGAAAGGAGUUCUUGAAUAACUUGACGGUACUCAUCAGCGAUUCUUCGUUCAACUAUCCGCUGUACUCCGCCCUCUUACACCAGUUUGCAGUGGCAGCGAAUCCCCAAUAUUUCUACGCCUUUCAUUAUCGGGGAACCUGGAGUAACACUUACCUUUACAGCAGAAUUUCGCUGGACUACGGCGUAGCACACGCGGAUGAACUUAAUUACAUUUUUCCACAUGUAGACUACAAUCUCGUGUCAGCUCUCAACAAAACCAUGAAUGAAAAAGAUCGGCAAAUGAUGGAAAUCAUGGUACAAUUGUGGACAUCUUUUGCGAUUCACGGUAAACCUUCAAGCCCGUUUUUCUGCGGAAAUUCAACAUGGGAGCCUUACUCGGAAAAGGACAAUUACCUUCAGAUAGGAAACAAAGCCGAAAUCACGCUAGAGAUGAAAAAUGUCUUCCUAAGAGAGCGAAUGCAAUUUUGGGCUAACUUGGAAAGAAGUACGACAGAGGCAGAAACCAUUGUGACGAUCAACUAACGUGCCAUCACUUUAAGAAGAUUCCACAGUCAAUCUUCAUCGAGCGAUUAAACGCAGCAUUCCUGUAAAAAUACCGCGAUCAUCGCAAUUCUCUAUGCAAUGUGGGACA